Molecule: messenger RNA, 3581 nt
Organism: Scophthalmus maximus (turbot)
Lineage: Eukaryota; Metazoa; Chordata; Actinopteri; Pleuronectiformes; Scophthalmidae
Gene: spock3
Product: SPARC (osteonectin), cwcv and kazal like domains proteoglycan 3
Exons: 12
Coding region: 144-1358 (404 amino acids)
Molecular function (GO): calcium ion binding; protein binding
Source: RefSeq, a predicted model, not a curated record
AAGAGAGAGAGAGAGAGAGGGAGGGAGAGAGAAAGAGAAAGAGAGAGAGGGGGGGGGAGAGAGAGAGGGGGGGGGGCUGCUAAUACCAGUGACAGAAAACGGCAGCGAGCACACACAGUCUGGAGAGCAGCUGAUGCGUCAAGAUGCUGAGCGUCGCCCUGCUGUGCGUGUGCGCCUUUGGACAUGUCUGCGCCCUCUCCGACAGCGGCAAUUUUUUGGAUGAUAAGUGGCUCGCCGGGAGAUGGGACAAAUUCAGGGAUGAAGUCGAGGAGCCUGGGACAUGGACGCCAUCCAAGGCCUUUGAUCAAGGCCUUGAUCCAGCAAAGGACCCCUGUCUGAAAAUCAAAUGCAGUCGUCACAAGGUGUGUGUGGCUGAGGAUUAUAAGACUGCCACUUGUGUCAGCCAGAGGAGAGUUAGUUUUAAAGAUGCCAACUUGUACCAGAGUCCAGGGUCAAAGUGCAAACCCUGCCCAGUGGUUCAUCCUAUUCCCGUCUGUGGAACCGACGGCCACACCUACUCCUCCAAGUGUAAGCUAGACUACCAGGCAUGCAUCACAGGAAAGAAGAUCGCUGUGAAGUGCCCUGGCAUGUGUCCUUGCCCCUCUCAGCCUGAACCCAGCUCUGCGGAGAAGAAAGUGUGCAGUGAGUCGGACCUAAAGGAGGUGGUGAGUCGACUGAGGGACUGGUUCAGAGUUCUGCAUGACAACGGCAACCACAAGAGAGUCAAGAUCCAGAAGCCAGAGAAGAACAAGUUUGAGGCCGGGGCCUCGCCUAUUUGCAAGGACCCUCUGGGCUGGAUGUUCUCCCGCUUGGACACAAACUUCGACCUGCAGCUGGACCAGUCAGAGAUCAAGAGCCUUUACCUGGACAGGAACGAGCCGUGCUCCGAUGCGUUCUUCAAAUCCUGCGAUAAACAUGCAGACAAAGUCGUAACCAGCUCCGAGUGGUGCACGUGCUUCCAGAGGUACACAGAUUCCCCUUGUAAAGGAGAGUUGUCCACUAUCAACAAAAAGCAAGCAGGGAGGAAGCUCCUUGGUCAGUAUCUGCCGUCCUGUGAUGAGGAAGGUUACUACAGGUCCCACCAGUGUCACAGCAGCAGUGGACAGUGCUGGUGCGUGGAUCGCUAUGGCAACGAGGUGGCUGGUUCACGCACCCAUGGCCCUGCAGACUGUGGUAGGCAAAACCCUGAGGAGAGCAGAGAGUCAAGCGUGAUUUUGGAGUCUUCUGGAGACCUCGGCAGUGGAGACUCGCUCUUCACCGACGAUGAUGAAGAUUCAUUUGCCCGCAACGACCAGGCUGGGAUGGACGAUGAGGACGAUGAAGAUGAGGACGACGACGAUGACGAAUAUCUGUCAUAAUUUCUUUUUUUAAACAAAAGAAAAAAAAAGAGAAUACUUUUCAAUUUAGUUUCUUCUUCUUUUCUUUUCUUUUGUCAAACUGCACGUUUCUAGGCGACUCCCCGGGCAGAUACCUAAUCGUACUAACAGCCUAUGGACUUCUCUCUGUGUAUUGUUUGUUUAUAAGUUAAAAAGAAAAAGAAAAGGAAAAAAAAAAAAGAAUAUUCCUGGAAAACACUUAUGAGUUCUUCUCCUGUCUAAGUAUAAAUUUGAUUGGUUUGAUGGCACUUGUACACUUUGUGUCAACCAACCACAGAAUAUGACGAGGACUAUUCAACAAACCGCUCCAGUGCUUUGGAUUUGGUCACUUUGGUGCAAAGACCUCUCCCGUCAUUGGACACUCCUUGUACUCUAGUGUGCCCCGUCUUUGUGCAGCGCUCCAAUGCCUGAGUGUGCUGAUGCCUGAGGCGCAAUGUUAAAGAGAUUUCUCUUCUUCAUCCCUUCACCCCCCACCCCACCCAUUCACUCCUUUUUCAAAUGUCCCUGCGUAUAGGUGGGAUGUUGACGAUGUAGAUAAGAGAAUAUUGCACUCUUAAGGUUUCUUUUGAUCUUGAUUUGUAACUGUGACUGUAACUGUGUGGAAAAACAAGAUAAGAGUUAGACAUGCUUCAUUAGGAGAAAUAAGGCAAAAAAAAAAAAAAAAAAUAGAGUGUGAGUUUGAUAACAAUCAGAACCGACAUGCUUGCUGUUUUCACUGAGGCACAAAUCAAGUCAAAUCAGCAACAAGGAUCAGCAACAGGGAAAGAUAAAUUACUGCUUGGUCGGUGGCGUUAGGGGGGAAAUACAUUAUUGUUAUCUAUUUUUCUAAUCCACCGCCGGAUGAAAACAGAGGAUGAAACAGAUUUGUCGUAGUACGUCUAAUACUGUGUGAUGUCUGUAGCACCAGAGGCUAAACUCAAACUGGAGCUGGAGGUUGAAAAAUUCCCUCGAGCCUGUGCAGAUGAAACCACACAUAUAUCGUCAUAAACUGCUUAAAGCCGCAAAUCUCGGCGAUGAAAACGUUGACGGACCUUUAAUAUGUCGGCGAACUCAAAGAAAAAACCUCAUCAGCCUUCAGAAGAAGACAUGGUGGUUUUUUUUAUUAUUAUUAUUUUUUCCAAUUCUUGGACUUAGACUCUCGGAAGUCUUGGACUUCGUUUUAAUUUGAGCACACGGUAACAGAACAAAUCUCUUGCACAGAAAUUAAACCACACAGCCGUGCAGACCUGUGGACAGUGUCUGGAGGGGAUAGAGGAUGGGGGGUAAGGUGUGCCUUGUACUGGUAUGGACAGAUGGCAGUAAUAGUUGGAGAAGCAUGCUUACUGGACUGACUUAAGCUCGUCAUUACACCGCAUAAGAGUGGCUGUACUGUUAAGCUCAGAUGCUUUUGGUAUGGCUUGUGUUUGGGGUCUCUUAUUACGGUGUUACAUAGGCCAUAUAUCAGAUAAUUUGAGUUGUUACAUAGGAUCGCUAGAAUGUAAAGAAGCACAGAGAUAACUAGCAGUUAAGUAAACACUUAGUUUCUGCUGGAUUUGAAAAUGUUUUAUAUAUUAGUACACUGGCUAGAGGAAGCUUUGGUUAAGACAGCUUUAUAUGAUAUAUAUAUUAAAAAAAGGAAAAAAAAAGAUGAUCAUCUCAACAGUGUUUUUUGCUUUUAUUUUGUUUCAAAGGCCUAAUUUGUACCUGAACUGCUCUAAAGACUUAAGUGUAUAUCUGCCAGGGUUGGAAACUGAAACUGAUCCCAGAUGUGUGUAUUCUUGAUAAAGUCCUGUGACCAGACCUGGGACUCUGCUGUACUAUAUUUUCAAUUAUUAAUCUGCUGUCUCGCUUCACUUGGAAUCGAAAAAAUUCCUGUUGAAAUUCCACGUUAAGAGCUGAAAAGUGCCAUUUACUUGUCCAGUAGUCCUUACAUAAUCAUUAUUAUUAUCAUAAUAAUUGUUAUUAUUAUUACAAUUUUGCUCCCCUCAUUCCUUUUAACUUGGAAUUUCAAAACACUUUACGAAAGUGGAAAACCUUUCAGUUUUUAAGUGCGCUGUCUCCUGAGUGUGAUGACAUGCAAAUCAUUCUAAUGACCUCAGACACUGUAGCCACUCUCAACCACUCACACACUGUCAUCACAGCUCUGAUAGUGUUUAAAGGUUAUGAUAAAGAUGCAUUUUUUACAGUGUAUGUAUGAUUUGCUGAAAUAAAAGCUAUAUUGACCAA